AUGGCACAACCGAAUCGCGAGGAGCGUGGCAAGCUUUAUCGAGGAAAUUGGGAUGCAUUGAAUUUCGACCGACGUGCCCCCGAAUUCUUCUGGGAGAUUUUCUGCGCUCAAUGCGACAAAGCAAUUACAAGAGAUUACAUUAUUGAGUCGCCGACGAAUCCAGCGACGAAGCCGGCCGAGUGCUCGCUGGGCUGGUACUACGAUAGACGCUUCAACAGCUGCUACAAGGUGGUGACCCCAAAUAGCAGUAUUCUGGACUUCAACAGUGCAAACGAGGUCUGCCAGAACGCCAGCGCACAGCUAGCAUCGAUACACUCGGCAGAGGAGAAUGAGCUGAUUGUUGCUCUCGCCAGCGAUCUUUCCCUUACGGUAUCGGUCAUUAGCUACCAAACUUUGCUUGGAGCACGACGAGUCGACAAUACCUGGACAUGGACUGAUGGGACUCCGUUCGACUACAAUAACAUUCUCACCGAUGCCGAUUAUAAUUAUAUACCGUGCCUUCAACUCUGGGCGACGAACACAACGGUCAUUUGCUUCACCCAUUACAGCGCUCUAAACACAUUAUUG
This is a messenger RNA of Mesorhabditis belari, 567 nucleotides long. The record is from the annotation of a GenBank genome assembly. NCBI's taxonomy places the organism in Eukaryota, Metazoa, Nematoda, Chromadorea, Rhabditida, Rhabditidae.